Messenger RNA from Capsaspora owczarzaki ATCC 30864, 2014 nucleotides. RefSeq names its product sphingosine-1-phosphate lyase 1. Gene Ontology annotation, biological process: sphingolipid catabolic process; carboxylic acid metabolic process. NCBI's taxonomy places the organism in Eukaryota, Filasterea, Ministeriida, Capsasporidae. The record is from RefSeq and is a predicted model, not a curated record. The coding region runs from base 47 to 1882 and encodes 611 amino acids. Gene Ontology annotation, cellular component: endoplasmic reticulum. Gene Ontology annotation, molecular function: pyridoxal phosphate binding; sphinganine-1-phosphate aldolase activity. The transcript is spliced from 3 exons.
GUCAUUUUUGUUGUCUUCAAACAAUCUUUCUGUUGAACCCGAAGAAAUGUCGCUUUCCCACUUCCCUGCUGCUGGAUUUGAGCCGCAGAUUGAGCUUCUGAAGCAGACGCUCGAGGCUGUCAUCGCCGACCCUCGCCUUCACCAGCUGUACAUCGAGGCUCAGGUCGUGCUCGAGCAGCUGCGCACGGCAUUCAACGAGGCGACCAGCGGCAUCGAGGCGUGGGCGUUGGUCCUCGCCACGGUCGCAGCGGUCCUCCUGCUCCAGCGCGUCUUUGGCUUCCUCUUCAAGGAUGAGCCCCUGCUCGCUCGCUCAAAGAAGUCCUUCUUCAAGAACAUCCGCAAGCUGCCGAUUGUUGGCACUCUGAUCCGCAAAGAGGUCCAGGGCACUCUGCUGAGCAUGCGCAAGUCGCUCAACAAGCCGAUUCCUGGCGUCAGCGUGUACAAGAAGCUGCCCGCCGGCCCUCGCACGGAGCACGACAUUAUGCACGACCUGCAAACGAUGGCUGCCGCGUCUUCCACCGACAUGAUGACCCGCGGCCGCGUGUCUGGCACCAUCUACCACGGUGACCAGAAGCUGACCGACUUUCUCGUCAAGGCCUACGCCAUGUUUGCGCUUUCCAACCCGCUGCACUCGGAUGUCUUCCCUGGCGUCCGCAAGAUGGAGGCUGAGGUCGUUCGCAUGGUCGUCGACAUGUACCAGGGCGGCAACGAUGCGUGCGGCACCAUGACGUCCGGCGGCACCGAGUCCAUCAUCAUGGCCGUCAAGUCCUACCGCGACCGCGCACGCGAAGAGCGUGGCAUCACCAAGCCCGAGAUGAUCAUCCCCGAGUCUGCCCACGCUGCAUUCGACAAGGCUGCUGGCUAUUUUAACAUCAAGCUCAUCAAGGUCCCCACCCACCCCAGGACUAGCGAGGCGAACGUUGGCGCCAUGCGCCGUGCCAUCACGAGCAACACGAUCAUGCUUGUCGGCAGCUGCCCUUCCUUCCCCCACGGUGCCAUUGAUGACAUUCAAGGCCUCGCCAAGGUCGCGCUCGAGUACGGCAUCGGUCUGCACGUCGACUGCUGCCUCGGCGGCUUCCUCGUGCCCUUCAUGAAGGAGGCGGGUUACCCGAUCCCGGCGUUCGACUUUUCCGUCAAGGGUGUCACGUCCAUCUCGUGCGACACGCACAAGUACGGCUUUGCACCGAAGGGCUCCUCCGUGAUCAUGUACAGCACGCACGCGCUGCGUCACUACCAAUUCUUUGUCUCGGCCGACUGGUCGGGCGGCAUCUACGCCUCGCCUUCGAUUGCUGGCAGCCGUCCUGGCGCGCUUGUGGCGGCCACCUGGGCUUGCUUGCAGCACUUUGGCCGCAAGGGCUAUGUCAGCACCACCAGGGCAAUCCUCGACACUGCCUCGCACAUCAUCAAGGAGCUCCGAACUGUCAAGGGCUUGGAUAUCCUGGGCGACCCGCGGGUUUCGGUCAUUGCGCUCGGCUCGCGCAAGUUUGACAUUUACCGACUUGGCGAUGCCCUCGAGCACCGCGGCUGGAACUUGAACAAGCUGCAAUUCCCUUCCAGCAUCCACAUUUGCGUCACCUUCGUCCACACUCGGGACAACAUUGCCAACGAGUUCAUCCGCGACGUCACCGAGUGUGUCGCCGAAAUCAUGAAGACGCCCAAGGCAAAGGCCACUGGCGGCGCUGCCAUUUACGGCAUGUCCCAAGCGGUCCCUGAUCGCUCCCUGAUCCAGGAAAUCACCCGGGGCUACAUUGACACUGUCUACAACGCAGACCCGUUCGAGGAGGCUGAUUCUUCCAAGAAGGAGCACGCCAACGGCCAGAGCCACGACCAGAGCAACGGCCACGACCAGAGCAACGGCAAGAGCAAGAAGAACAAGAAGUAGAUGAUUUUUCUCUGUCUCGUCUUUGUGUUGUUGUUCUUCUCUCGCUGAACAGAUUCAUUUGCUGGUUGUGUUUUGAGUCUGUGUUUUCUUCUUCUUUGAUCUCUCACUCAAUAAACCUUCUUCCAAGGACGA